AUGGCAAAAACGUCAAAAGAGGAAACGGGUUGUGAAUUGGUGAAGUCACAAAAGGGUGCUAUGCAAAAAAAAUUUACGCCUAAUCCUCCUAUUGUUGAUGCGGAAAAACCACAAGAGCAUGCUGAAGUAGAACGGGAACACGAGGAAGUAGAUCAAGAGCAAGAACGUGUGGAAGUAGAAGACAAGCAAGACGAAGAACAUGUUGAAAACCAACAAGAACAAGAAAAUGUUGAAGAGCAACAACAAGAAGAGCAUGUUGAUUAUAUAUUUGAUCCAAGAAGGUGGGAAGGACUAAAUGCGGAUGAGAUUAAAUUAUUGGUCGCGAAAGGUCCUAAAAGAGAUAUUAGUAUUGAAUUUGGUCCAUAUGAUAAAUUUAAUAGACGAUUUUUGGCAACUAUUUAUACAAGAACAUUAUCAAACUUGGAGAAGUGUGAUAGAGAAUGGCUAGUAUAUUCGAAAGAGCUAGAUAAGAUGUUUUGUUUUUGUUGCAAAGUAUUUAGAAAUGGGGCGCCAAAAGGAGGUGUAAGUUUUGAUGAUUGGCACCAUGCUACCAGUAGAGUGAGAGAACACGAAGUUUCUUUAGAUCAUCUCAUAAAUAUGAAAAAGUGGUUUGAUUUGCAUAAAAGAUUGAAAUCGGACAGCACAAUUGAUAAAUUUCAACAUGAGCAAUUCAAGAAGGAAACGGAUUAUUGUAAACAAGUCCUUUUUAGAAUCAUUGCGCUAGUCAAGUUUCCUGCUAAGCAUAAUUUAGCAUUUCGUGGAAAUAAGGAAAAGUUGUAUGAAAAAGGUAAUGGAAAUUUCUUGGGUCUAGUUGAGAUGUUGGAAGAGUUGCACAAUGCCACUUGUUUGAACACAGACAUACACUCAAAAAUGGCGUUUAUGCAGGAGAUGUUCAAAUGGAGGCUUCAGAAUCUUCAGGAACAAGAAGCCUGUAGGUCCCCUACUCCGUGCGGAUCGUAA
Messenger RNA from Helianthus annuus (common sunflower), 960 nucleotides. RefSeq lists its product as uncharacterized. Lineage: Eukaryota; Viridiplantae; Streptophyta; Magnoliopsida; Asterales; Asteraceae. Bases 1 to 960 code for a protein of 319 amino acids. The transcript has 3 exons. The record is from RefSeq and is a predicted model, not a curated record.